CCGUUCAGCCCCGGAGCGGCCGCAGACAUGGGAACCGAGCGCUGAGGAGACGCGGCGGCGGGGCCGAACAACGGCAGAAACAUGGGAGUCGCGCUGCGGAGCUUCUUGUUGUUGAGUUUUUCUUUUGUCAUACGAGUUGCAGGCGAGCCGCUGCUCCUGUAUGCGAACCGCCGGGACCUCCGCCUGGUGGACGCCGCCCACGAGAAGGCCAACGACUCGUUGGUGGUGGGGGGGCUGGAGGACGCCGCUGCUGUGGAUUACGUUUACGCCAAGGGCCUCAUCUACUGGAGCGACGUGAGCGAGGAGGCCAUCAAACGCACGUUCUUCAACCAGUCCGGCGCCGGCCCGGUCCAGACGGUGGUGCAGGGCUUGGCCUCCCCGGACGGCCUGGCUUGUGAUUGGCUGGGGAGCAAACUUUACUGGACAGACUCAGAAACCAAUCGGAUCGAGGUGGCGGAGCUGGACGGGUCUCUGAGGAAGGUUCUGUUCUGGCAGGAGCUGGACCAGCCCAGAGCCAUAGCCCUGGAUCCGGAGCGAGGGUUUAUGUACUGGACAGACUGGGGGGAGGUCCCGAAGAUCGAGCGGGCCGGGAUGGACGGCACCAACCGCUCCAUGAUCAUCCAUAAGGAGAUCUACUGGCCCAACGGGCUGACCCUGGACUACAGCCAGCAGAAGCUCUACUGGGCCGAUGCCAAGUUCAGCUUCAUCCACCGCUCCAACCUGGACGGGUCCCACAGGGAGGUGGUGGUUGAAGACGAGCUUCCUCACCCCUUCGCACUCACGCUGUUCGAGUCUACGCUCUUCUGGACCGACUGGAACACCCACUCCAUCCACUCCUGCACCAAGGAGACGGGGAGGGGCCAGCGCACUGUGCACUCCAACAUUUUCUCCCCCAUGGACAUCCACGUGUUCAGCCCCCGGAGACAGUCUGUCUCGGUCAACACCCCCUGUUCCCUGGACAACGGCGGAUGUUCCCACCUGUGCCUGCUGGCGCCGUCCAGCCCCUUCUUUCGGUGCGCCUGUCCCACCGGCGUGCAGCUGCUGGAGGACGGCAGGACCUGCAGAGACGGUGCGACCCAGAUGCUGCUGCUGGCUCGGCGGACCGACCUGCGGCAGAUCUCUCUGGACACGCCGGACUUUACGGACGUGGUGCUGCAGGUGGAGGACAUCCGUCACGCCAUCGCCAUCGACUACGACCCGGUGGAGGGUUACCUGUACUGGACGGACGACGACGUGAAGGCGAUCCGCCGCUCGCGGCUGGACGGCAGCGACGCCCAGUUCAUCGUCACGUCUCAGGUUAGCCACCCCGACGGCAUCGCCGUGGACUGGAUCGCCCGGAACCUGUAUUGGACCGACACCGGCACAGACCGGAUCGAGGUGACGCGCCUCAACGGCACCAUGAGGAAGAUCCUGAUCUCUGAGGACCUGGACGAGCCCAGAGCCAUCGUCCUGGACCCUGUGGCGGGAUACAUGUACUGGACCGACUGGGGGGAGGUUCCGAAGAUCGAGCGGGCUGACCUGGACGGGAUGGAGCGGGUGGUGAUGGUGAACACCUCCCUGGGCUGGCCCAACGGGCUCGCCCUCGACUACGACGAACGCAAGAUCUACUGGGGGGACGCCAAGACGGACAAGAUCGAGGUGAUGAACAUGAACGGGACGGGCCGGCGGGUUCUGGUGGAGAACAAGCUCCCUCACAUCUUCGGCUUCACGCUGCUGGGCGAGCACAUCUACUGGACGGACUGGCAGCGCCGCAGCAUCGAGCGCGUCCACAAACGCAGCGCCGAGCGCGAGGUCAUCAUCGACCAGCUGCCCGACCUCAUGGGCCUGAAGGCCACCUUCGUGCACCAGGCCUUCGGCUGGAACCCGUGCGCCGACGGCAACGGCGGCUGCAGCCACCUGUGCCUGCACAAGCCGGGCGGCGUGCAGUGCGGCUGCCCCAUCGGGCUGGAGCUGAUCGCGGACAUGCGCACCUGCAUCGUCCCCGAGGCCUUCCUGCUGUUCUCCAGACACACGGACAUCCGCCGCAUCUCGCUGGAGACCAACAACAACAACGUGGCCAUCCCGCUCACCGGCGUCAAGGAGGCCUCCGCGCUCGACUUCGACGUCACCGACAACCGCAUCUACUGGACCGACAUCACGCUGAAGACCAUCAGCCGGGCCUUCAUGAACGGCAGCGCUCUGGAGCACGUGGUGGAGUUCGGGCUGGACUACCCUGAGGGCAUGGCGGUGGACUGGCUCGGGAAGAACCUCUACUGGGCCGACACCGGUACCAACCGCAUCGAGGUGGCCAAACUGGACGGGCAGCACCGGCAGGUUCUGGUCUGGAAGGACCUGGACAGCCCGCGGGCCCUUGCUCUGGAUCCGGCCGAGGGGUACAUGUACUGGACCGAAUGGGGCGGGAAGCCAAAGAUCGACAGAGCUGCCAUGGACGGAACCGGUCGCAUGACUCUGGUGGGAAACGUGGGCCGGGCCAACGGGCUGACCAUCGACUACGCUGAGCGCCGGCUGUACUGGACCGACCUGGACACCACGCUCAUCGAGUCCUCCAACAUGCUGGGUCUGGACCGGGAGGUGAUCGCAGACGACCUCCCGCACCCGUUCGGGCUGACCCAGUACCAGGACUACAUCUACUGGACGGACUGGAGCCAGCGCAGCAUCGAGCGGGCCAACAAGACCAGCGGGCAGAACCGCACCCUGAUCCAGGGCCACCUGGACUACGUCAUGGACAUCCUGGUGUUCCACUCGUCCCGGCAGGGCGGCUGGAACGCCUGCGCCGCCACCAACGGCCACUGCUCCCACCUGUGCCUCGCCGUGCCGGUCAGCAGCUUCGUCUGCGGAUGCCCCGCCCACUUCUCGCUCAACGAUGACAACAAGACCUGCAGCGCCCCCACCUCCUUCCUGCUGUUCAGCCAGAAGUCGGCCAUCAACCGGAUGGUGAUCGACGAGCAGCAGAGUCCGGACAUCAUCCUGCCCAUCCACAACCUGAAGAGCGUCCGCGCCAUCGACUACGACCCGCUCGACAAGCACCUGUACUGGAUCGACUCCAAGCAGAACCUCAUCCGCCGCGCGCAGGAGAACGGCAACCAGUGCACGACGGUGGUGUCCAGCUCCCUGAUCGGGCCGGGUCAGGUUCUGCAGCUGUACGACCUGAGCAUCGACAUCUACAGCCGCUUCAUCUACUGGACCAACGAGGCCACCAACGUCAUCAACGUGACCCGCAUGGACGGCAGCCGGGUGGGCGUGGUCCUGAGCGGCGAGCAGGACCGGCCGCGGGCCAUCGUGGUUAACCCGGAGAGGGGGUACAUGUACUUCACCAACCUGCAGGAGCGCUCCCCCAAGAUCGAGCGGGCGGCGCUGGACGGCACCGAGCGCGAGGUUCUGUUCUUCCGCGGGCUGGGGAAGCCUGUGGCGCUGGCCAUCGACAACGAGGCGGGAAAACUGUUCUGGGUCGACUCAGACCUGCGGCGCAUCGAGAGCAGCGACCUCUCCGGAGCCAAUCGGAUCGUGAUCGCAGACUCCAACAUCCUGCAGCCGGUCGGCCUCACCGUGUUCGGAGACCACCUGUACUGGAUCGACAAGCAGCAGCAGAUGAUCGAGCGCAUCGACAAGACCACGCGGGACGGCCGCACCAAGGUGCAGGCGCGCGUGUCCUACCUGAGCGACAUCCACGCCGUGCACGAGCUGGACAUGAGGGACUACGGCAAACACCCGUGCACGUGGGACAACGGCGGCUGCUCGCACAUCUGCAUCGUGAAGGGCGACGGCACGACGCGCUGCUCCUGCCCCGUCCACCUGGUGCUGCUGCAGGACGAGCUCUCCUGUGGAGAGCCGCCCACCUGUGCGCCGGACCAGUUCGCCUGCACGUCCGGCGAGGUGGACUGCAUCCCGCAGACGUGGCGCUGCGACGGCUACUCGGAGUGCGACGACAGCAGCGACGAGGAGGACUGUCCGGUCUGCUCCGACGACGAGUUCCAGUGCGACAGCCGCCAGUGCAUCGACCUGAGCCUGCGCUGCAACGGCGAGGUCAACUGCCAGGACCGCUCGGACGAGAACAAGUGUGACGUCCCGCCCCGCUGUCCCGCCGACCAGUUCUCCUGCUCCAACGGUCAGUGCAUCGGCAAGCACAAGAAGUGCGACCACAACAUGGACUGCAGCGACAACUCCGACGAGAUCGGCUGCUACCCGACAGAGGAGCCGCCGCCUCCAACUAACAACACUAUCAACUCCAUUGUGGGCGUGGUCAUGGCCUUGUUCGUGGUGGGCGCCAUCUAUUUCGUGUGCCAGCGCGUCUUGUGUCCUCAGAUGAAGGAUGACGGCGAGACCGUCACCACCAACGACUUCGUGGUCCACGGGCCGUCGUCGAUGCCGCUGGGAUACGUUCCUCAUCCCAGCUCGCUGUCCAGCUCGCUGCCCGGUAUGUCCAGAGGGAAGUCUGUGAUUGAUUCCCUGAGCAUCAUGGGCGGGAGCAGCGGGCCGCCGUACGACCGGGCCCACGUCACCGGGGCCUCGUCCAGCAGCUCGUCCAGCACCAAGGGGACCUACUUCCCUCCGAUCCUGAACCCGCCCCCCUCCCCCGCCACGGUCCGGUCCCAGUACACGCUGGAGUUCGGAUACUCCUCCAACAGCCCGUCCACGCACCGGUCCUACAGUUACCGGCCGUACACCUACCGCCACUUUGCCCCGCCCACCACCCCGUGCAGCACGGACGUCUGCGACAGCGACUACACGCCGGGCCGCCGGGCGCCGCUCAAGUCCGGCAGCGUCGCGAAGGGCUACACCAGCGACCUCAACUACGACUCGGAGCCUUUCCCGCCGCCGCCGACGCCCCGCAGCCAGUACCUGUCGGCGGAGGAGAACUGCGAGAGCUGCCCGCCGUCGCCUUACACCGAGCGCAGCUACUCCCACCACCUGUACCCGCCGCCGCCCUCCCCCUGCACGGACUCCUCGUGAGCCGCUCCGCACCACUCCGCCCCCUCCAUGUAAAUAGCAAUUGUGCAUAUGAGGUCAGAGCGGGACGGCGGUCGGAGCGCCGGCCCCAAAAAGGGAAAGGGAGAAAGGGGCGGAGCCUUUGUACAUUGACCAGAGAAAGCAUAUUUAUAUAUUUUCUAUACAGUCUACUGAGACGCCAUCGAGCUUUGUAUAAGAAUUUGUACAUUUUUUAAGAAAAGCUUUUAUUAAAAUCACCACAAAUAGAAGAUGCCUUAAACCAGGAGCCACGGCCGAAGGACAGAAACAGGCCACACCCACCGCCGCUUCGCGGUUACCACGACGACCAGAGCGGAGCGGACAGCCGCGUUCAGAACAGGCAGGACGUCCUCCUGUGUUCCUCUGUGGGACGGCGAGGAGCUGAGAUGGAACCACGCCCCCCCAGCCCGCCGCCGCUCGCAGCAACCCGAACAUGAGUCUGGUGGUCAUGUGACCGCUGCGCCGCCGGGCUCCUCGUGCCUGAUCAGCUUUGGGUUUCCACGUCGGGGACGAUCUCAGUGCCCAGCGAUAGUAUUUUUGUACCGCGGAGCGUGUAGAUAAACGUAUUUAUAAGCUACUUAGAAGAUCCGUGUGAAAACCGAGUUUCCUCAUUCCGACUUUUUAUAUCGCCUCUAUUUUUCUACUCAGACGCACCGCGACAAUCCCACUACACUUGAACAUAUCCAGGUUUUCUGUCUGCGUCACGAGUCACGCGUGCCAAAACUCGCCGGGUGGGCGGGGCUCAGAGGCCGCGGGGGUGGGGCUAAGACACUGCGUCGGCGUGGCUAAGGCCGUGUGGAUGCAGCUCUGAGCUCUGUGGGUGGAGCUUACAGGCCACAUGGGCGUGACUCUGAGGCCGUAUGGGCGGGGCUUACAGGCCCCAUGGGCGUGACUCUGAAGCCUUGUGGGCGGGGCUUACAGGCCACAUAGGCCUGACUCUGAGGCUGUAUGGGCGGGGCUUACAGGCCCCAUGGGCGUGACUCUGAGGCCGUGUGGGCGGGGCUAGUGUCUCUGCUGCCACGCUCCUUCAUUUAAAACACCAGCAUGACGCGAGACAAUCCGAUGAUAGACAAUAAUCAGUUUGUCGUUUUUCAUGUAGUUCCAGGUUAGAAAAAGCCAAAGUUUGCAUGAAAAGGUCCGUUUGCUCCAAAGGUUUCUUCGUGAACGCGAACAAAACCAGCUGAAGAUGACGUUCAAACUCCUGUCGCCGAGCGUGGAAAUGUUUCCCGCCAUUCUUCAGUGCGGCGCCUCUGGAAACAUCUCUCUGUCGUGAGGCGUUUACAUUUAACCUCUUCGGACCCGAGCUAAUGUAACUAGCUAAACGUGCAGUCACUGUUGAGCAGAGUCCACUCCUGUGGAAAACGACCCAAAACCUGAUGUACAUGUAGGUGGAGCCUCCGAGUCGACCAAUCGGAACGGACUCGCCGACUGAAUUCUGUUUGGACAGAUUUAAUAGUUUCAGUGAAUCCGAGCGCGGCGCCAUCACCAACCGCGUCCCUCCCCCCAGCAUCAGGCAGGUCUGACUGCGUCCUCCUGCAGACGCCUGGUGGGCGGGGCUUCAGGAGCUCUCAUUACUGCACUUUACAGGACGCUGCAGAGCUCCUCCCUCAAAUCAAACUCCUGAAUUCCAGAAGACUCCUCCCAUUCUGAGGUUUCUUCUGUUUAAAAAUGAAAUGUUUCUGCAGGGAGGUACUGGUUCUGAUCCGCUCGCUCACACUGAGAAAAUUGGUGCUUCUGAGGGCGUCCAGGCGGACAUGCAGACUCCUUUCGGGCCAGCGGGAGGCACCGUCAGGCCACCCGGUACAGGAAGUGAAUGAAAAGCUGACAGGAAGUGGGGAUGUUUCUGGUAAAAAGCACUUUUGUCCCCCGCGGUGGGAGGAGACCCGGACUGCUUCCCCGGACGUUUGUGGACGCUUCAUUCCUGCUGACUGUCACCUGAUCUCCACGUGGACCCGUACAGCCCGCCAGCUGCUCCCAUAAGCUCUUGUAACCCGUCAAAUGUUGGUUUAUUUUUUUGCUUUUGUUGAAUAUAAAUUGAACUUGUCCGAG
Messenger RNA from Oryzias melastigma (Indian medaka), 7014 nucleotides. RefSeq names its product low density lipoprotein receptor-related protein 6 (gene lrp6). Gene Ontology annotation, molecular function: Wnt receptor activity; Wnt-protein binding. The coding region runs from base 82 to 4950 and encodes 1622 amino acids. Gene Ontology annotation, biological process: canonical Wnt signaling pathway; chemical synaptic transmission; receptor-mediated endocytosis involved in cholesterol transport. The transcript has 23 exons. The record is from RefSeq and is a predicted model, not a curated record. NCBI's taxonomy places the organism in Eukaryota, Metazoa, Chordata, Actinopteri, Beloniformes, Adrianichthyidae.